This is a messenger RNA of Perca flavescens (yellow perch), 3272 nucleotides long. It is a transcript of the gene ints10, whose product is annotated as integrator complex subunit 10. Gene Ontology annotation, biological process: snRNA processing. The record is from RefSeq and is a predicted model, not a curated record. NCBI's taxonomy places the organism in Eukaryota, Metazoa, Chordata, Actinopteri, Perciformes, Percidae. Gene Ontology annotation, cellular component: integrator complex. Bases 613 to 2826 code for a protein of 737 amino acids. The transcript is spliced from 18 exons.
AGAGAGCCUCUAUCACAAUAUAAUACAUUCAUGCUCUUUCAUCUUUGCACUAUUAGUUUUGCAAAUAGUUGGGAAAGGAUCCCAGAUUAUUUCGAUGUACAGUAUUAUGUUGAGUAAAAAGUAAAAAGCUAUGACGAACUAUUUUCCGGGUUGUUUUGUUCGUCGUAAAGCAGGAUCUAGCUGCGACAUUUUUUACGACUAUUCUGUGAGGUCAUAAUUUUAACAAUUGAGAUGAAUGUGUCGGUAAAUAAAGGUUUAGCUUUUACUGGUAACGUUAUUCUCAAAACAGCUUUUAGUUGCUCUUCUUUUUCUCUGAUAUUCAUGGUUGUUAAAUGUAUAUGAUAUAACUGAAUAAUAGGGCAUGGUGUGGUAAUUGUAGCAAAGAUGCCAGUUAAUAGUCAGCUAACGUUAGCUAUGUAUUGCUAGCUGUAUUCUUACAUUUCGCUCAGAGCAGCUCUCUUUAGCCCCUAACGCUAACGUUAGCUAACUGUCACAGCUUGCACUUGAAAUUUAUCUACCGAGACGUGUGCGUGUAAGACAAACGUAUGCAUUAAUCUACCGAGUGUGGGUUCAGUUUGUCGCCUUUGGUACUGAAAGCUAGAUUCAUGUACAAUGUCAGCGCAAAAAGACUGCGAUUUUCUGGUGAAGAGAGCCCGGGAGCUGGUCUCUGAUGAUCCCUGUGCGGCCAAAGCCUGGCUCAUAACUGCCAGAACCCUUUACCCUGCAGAUUUCAACAUACAGUAUGAAAUGUACAUCAUUGAACGCAAUGCAGAGAGGACAGCCUCGGCAGGAAGACUGCUGUAUGACAUGUUUAUAAACUUUCCAGAUCAGCCCAUUGUUUGGCGAGAGAUCAAUGUCAUCACAGCUGCACUGCGCAGUGACUCUCAGGACAAACAUGCACAGUUUCUACGAGGGCUUUUUGAGACGCUUCCUGGCCGUGUGCAGUGUGAGAUGCUACUGAAAGCCACGGAGCAGUGUUUCAACACUUUGGAGAAGGCAGAGAUGCUGCUCCUUCUUCUUAAGCGCUUUCCAGAGUCUGUAGUCCAACACGGGGUCAAUCUAGGAGAAACAUUGUUGGACGCGGAGGUAUCAGAGAAUGUGGAGACUCCUGUCAACUGCUUCAGAAAACUUUUUGUGUGUGAUGUCCUUCCUUUGGUCAUAAACAACAUGGACAUGCGCCUGCCGGCCAGCCUGAUGCAGAAGUACAUGCUGAAAGCAGCUGAAUUCUACAUCGGCUAUGUUACUCGUGGACCCUCCCCUGAUGUACAGAUACAGGGCUCUCAAGAAGGUGGAUCUCUGAAGUCAACCGCUGUGUCCCGUGGCUCCCAGCGGUAUGUGAUUGACGGCUUGUCGGAAAAGUCGUCAGUGGUAGCAGAACCUUGGGAGAGGCUGUUGGAUAUCCUCGCUGUGGUUGGAGCCCGCUGCGAGUGGCAGGGAGACAAGGGGCAGAGGAGUUAUGUGGACAUGCUUCAGAGAGUGAAAGAGCUGUGUCGCUACCUGCCUAGUCUGGAAGGAGACACAAGGUCCCGCUGCUGCAGUCAAGUGGUCAUCUGUGCUGCGCUCGUCCUCUUCCGCAGUGCCUUCCUCUAUGUCUCAGCUGUGCAGCCUGCACUGUUCCAGGGUGUGAAUACGUUGAGUUCAGGGCCGUGGAUCCUUGUAGAGGAUUUGAGCUCGGUGUAUAAUGAUGUGGAGGGGGAAAGAGGAGCAGUAAAACAUGCACAUAAGAAACGCAAACUGGCAGAUGGGAGAGAGAAGACGAUGAGCUCAGAUGAUGAGGAGGGGUUGGGAAAAGGUCGCGGUCGACACAUUUUGGUAAACAAGACUGAUAUGCCCAGCUGGUCAGAGACUCUGGAGAGCUUCCGCACAGCGAGGGAAAGCUGGGACCUUCUUCACUCCCAUGACGGCCUUGAAACUGAGUUCAAGAAGAUCUGUGCCUCUUGGAAAACAGACAACUGGCUAUGGUUCAGAAUAUUUCUCAGCGACAUGAUCAUAUACCAGGGACAGUACCGUAAAGCCCUCUCCAGCCUGCACCAGAUGGCUGCAGUGCAGCAGCCUCAGCCUGGGCAGCAGAGCCCCUCAGGUCAGGGCAGUCUGGAGCACCACAGGGCUCUCAUACAGCAGGCGUCCUGCCACUACGCACUGGGAGAGUACAGGAUGGCCUGUGAGAAGCUGCUUGAUGUCGUCGGUGGGCUGGUGCCCCCGAGCCAAGAACCAACAAAGAGCCCAGAGGAUCACGGGAGAGUCAAGAACAAAACAAGGAAAGGUAAUGACCUGAGAUUGCUUCCCUGCACCAGCAAAGCUGUGUUACCUUUCUGUCUCCAGCUGAUGUUAGCCUGCUUCAAGCUCCGUGCCUUCACAGACAGUCAUGACGACCUGUCGCUCGGCCAUGUGGUGGUGCUCCUGCAGCAUGACUGGCCACAGGGCGAGAUGCUGUUUUUAAAGACAGUGGAAAAGAUCUGUCAGCAAGGCAGUUUCCAGUAUGAGAAUUUCUUCAACUAUGUCACCAACAUUGACAUGCUGGAGGAGUUUGCAUACCUGCGUACUCCAGAAGGGGGGAGGAUUCAACUAGAGCUGCUGCCCAAUCAGGGAAUGCUGAUCAAGAACCCCAGUCCCGUCCUGGGGGUGGAGUUAAAUACCCUUCUGCUCCAAGGGGUGCAGACGAUGGACAGACACCACACAGUGACUCGUGGAAUCACCAAAGGAGUGAAGGAAGAUUUCCGUCUGGCCAUGGAGAGGCAGGUGUCGCGUUGCGGAGAGAACCUGUACAGUGUGCUUCACCGUUUCUGCAUUAAUGAGAAAAUCAUCAUCAUCCAGUCUCUUCCUUGACACGUGGCCUGUGACUUUUGAACCUUUUCAUAGUUGAUAUUCCAGGCACAGUUUUAAUGCAGCUGGACUGACUUCAUGACUCCCACACAGGACACACGUCUAGCUCUCUCAUCUUUAUCAUCUAUCUCUGAACUCUUCCGAAAAGAAUACCUCUCCUUGCCUCAAAAGUGGAUCUCUCUUUUUAGAGAGUUGGAGAGAAUACUGUUUUUCUGAAUAUACAGCGCUCAUGCAGUUUUCAUAGUAUGUGUGUAGUUUUCUUCUCAACAUGUGCUCAACCACAUUUGAAGUGGUUUAAUCAUAUUGUGACAUUUUGUGGGAGCCAAUAUUGACAAAAAGAAUUAAGUGCAUUUUGAUAUUCCUGGGUAAGGUUUAUUUUUUUGUUACAAACUUGAAGUGUUAGUUUAUAUAAAUGUUUCAAUUAAAUGCCCUCUAAAAGGUUUAAAGAA